CUGGAGCUGGUGCGGCAGUACGACAUCGUCGCUGACUGCUCUGACAACGUCCCCACCAGGUACUUGGUGAACGAUGCCUGUGUCCUGGCUGGGAAACCCCUGGUGUCUGGCAGUGCCCUCCGGCUGGAGGGGCAGCUGGUCGUAUACAACUACCAGGGAGGGCCAUGCUACAGGUGUCUCUUCCCCAAGCCCCCUCCGCCAGAGACAGUGACUAACUGUGCAGAUGGGGGGGUGCUGGGUGUCGUGCCAGGCAUCAUGGGCUGCAUCCAGGCCUUGGAAGUGCUGAAGAUUGCUUCGGGAAUGGGUUCCUCCUUCAGUCGGUUCAUGCUGAUGUUUGAUGCCCGUGAAGGGAGAUUUCGCAACAUCAAGUUAAGACCAAAGAAACCAGACUGUGCUGUUUGUGGUGAGAAUCCGUCUGUCACCUGCCUUCAGGAUUAUGAGGCAUUUUGUGGUUCUUCUGCAACAGACAAAUGUAGGACUUUACAUCUGCUGUCCAGUAAAGACAGGGUGUCUGUAGAGGAAUACAAAAAACUGUUGGAUGAGCAAGUUCCUCACGUAUUGUUAGAUGUUCGUCCACAGGUGGAAGUGGAUAUCUGUCGCCUGGGACAUGCUGUCCACAUUCCUUUGGCUAAGUUAGAAGAAAAAGAUGAGGAAUGUCUGAAAUAUUUAGAAAAAAGAAUUUGUGAAGAAAAGCAGAGAACUAAUGGCCAAAUGUCUUUUCCUCUAUAUGUUGUUUGCAAAUUAGGAAAUGAUUCCCAGAAGGCUGUAAGAAUUCUGCAGGAGUUACCUGUCAAGGAAUUUGGUUCUCUGUUAGCUAAGGAUAUUAAAGGAGGACUCAUGGCUUGGGCCAGUAAAAUUGACCCAACAUUUCCUCAGUAUUAG
Molecule: messenger RNA, 882 nt
Organism: Pterocles gutturalis (yellow-throated sandgrouse)
Lineage: Eukaryota; Metazoa; Chordata; Aves; Pterocliformes; Pteroclidae
Gene: MOCS3
Product: molybdenum cofactor synthesis 3
Exons: 1
Biological process (GO): protein urmylation; tRNA wobble position uridine thiolation
Cellular component (GO): cytoplasm
Molecular function (GO): nucleotidyltransferase activity; URM1 activating enzyme activity; thiosulfate-cyanide sulfurtransferase activity
Source: RefSeq, a predicted model, not a curated record